GGUAGGAAGACAGCGCUUCCGGGGAGGCUGAGCAGCAUGGACGCCCGGGAGGAGCUGAGUGCGCACAAGCUGCUGGAGAGAAAAGUGCAACAUGAAGGACGAGGACUGCUGACUUCUCUCCACAAGCUCUUCGGGAACCAAAACACGCUGCACGUCCACGCCGUCAGCCGCCUCGAAUGCGCCGGUUCCUGCCCGGACCUGACGAUGAGCAGGCGGGACGUGGCGGACAUGCAGCGGCCUGCCCCCGUGGCCCUCACGCCACAGCUGGGCCCCAGGCUCCACCGGCCCCUGUGCGUGUCCGUGUCGUCCGACAGCAGCGGACGCUUCAAAGCCCUGCAGACACAGGAGUGGAAGAACAACCUCAAAGCUCAGAUGGAACAGGCGCACAGCGCGGGCGCCGCCAGCAGCACGGGCUCCCUGGAGCGCGCCUCCUUGUUCUACGCCUCGGGCGGUCCGGCCGAGCUCCUGAACAAGAACAAGUCUUCGGGCCGCUUCUCUCGCUUCUCGCCGCCGUGGAACAGCAGCUCGGAGUCGGACUCCAACCCUCCGUCGCGUAGCGGCUCCAAGAAGCUGCGGAACUACAGCCGGAGGGCGGCCACGGGCCCGGCCGGGGCGGAGCCCAAAGGCGGCGGCCCGCAGCAGGUCCAGUACUUCGAGCCGCUCAUCUCCAAGGUGACGGACUACAUCUUCGUGGGCAACCUCAACGCGGCGUACAACGGGCGGGCGCUGUGUCGCAACAGCAUCGACAGCAUCAUCGACAUGAGCGGGGCGCCGGGCGAGGCGGGGCCCAGCCUCAGCCUCAUCCCGUGCACCUGCUCCCGCGGCGGCGUGCGCCACAGCUGGUCCCGGCUGAAGGUGGACAUCGGCGACGUGAAGCAGCGCUGCUUCGAGGACAUCAACGACUGCAUCGACGCCUCGGCCCACAAGAGGAAGCGCGUGCUGGUGCACUGCCGCGACGGCUUCUCGCUGGCGCCCACCUGCGUCAUCCAGUACCUGAUGGUCAAGCGCGACAUGAGGCUCAUCGCCGCCUACGAGCUGCUCCGCGCCAAGUACCCGCUCAACAUCCGCGAGGGCCACCAGAACCUUCUGGUCAGCCUGGAGAGGACGCUGCGGCCCGGAGACGUGGACCCGCAGAGCUUCAAACAGGCCAUCUCCAGGAAGGUGGCCUGGACCUGACUCUUUGAUCCCAGUCCUGGAGAGACCCCCUGGAAACGACAACUGGUCUUCGGGUCGGCGCCAUCAGAACCUGUCAGAUUGGUGCUGGUGUGUUGCCUCUAGUUUUGUUUGUGUAGAUGUUCUGAUCCAACCCACAACAUGGACCUGCUGUGCCUGCUCUGUCCUCUGUGAGGAACACCUGCUGGCUUCUCAUCAGCAGAGUCCAGGAUGAGGUCCACGCCUCACACACUGCAGUUACAACUCAAGGCCCGGGUGCCAGAUUUGGCCCGCCACUUUAUUUUAUGUGGCCCGACACUUUGUUUAAUGUGGUCUUACACGUUAUUUAACAUGAUCCAUCACAUGAUUUAAUGUGGCCCGUCACGUCAUUUUAGAUGGUCCGCCUUGUAUGUCAUGUGGGCCGCCACAUUAUUUAACAUGGUCUGUCGAAUCAUUUUAUCAGGCCCGUCACCUCAUUUAACUUGGCCCGUCACCUCAUUUUGUUUGGCCCACUACAUCAUUUGUUUUGGUCCACCACGUGAUUUCAUUUGACCUGCCUUGUCAUUUUAUGUGGCCUGCCUUGUAAAUAAUGAGGUCCGCAACAUUAUUUAAAGUGGUCCAUCACGUCAUUUAAUCUAACCCGCCUUGUAUAUAAUGUGGUUCGCCACAUUAUUUAAAAUGGCCCGUCACGUCAUUUUAUUUGGCCCUUCACGUCAUUUUAAGUGACCUGCCUUGUAUAUAAUGUGGUCCGUCAUUUUAUUUGGCCCGUCACGUCAUUUUCCAUGGCCAGUCACAUAUAUAUUGUGGUCCACUACGUUAUUUAACAUGGUCUGCCACCUCAUUUUACGUGGCCCAUCACGUUAUUUUAUUUGGCCCGUUGCGUCAGUUUUUUUGGCGCUACGUCAUUUAAUUUGGCCUGUCACGUCAUUUUAGAUGGCAUGUAUAUAUUGUGGUCCACCACAUUAUUUAACAUGGUCUGCCACGUCAUUCUCAGUGGCCCGUCACCUAAUUUUAGCUGGCCCGUCUCAUUUUAUUUGGCCCUUCAUUUUAUGUGGCCCGCUACGUCAUUUUAUUUGGCCCGUCACUUCAUUUUACUUGGCCCGUCGCGUCAUUUUAUGUGGCCCGUCAUUUAAUUGGCCCGCUACUUCAUUUUAUUUGCCCUGUCAUUUUACGUGGCCCGCUACGUCAUUUUAUUUGGCCCGUCACUUCAUUUUACUUGGCCCGUCGCGUCAUUUUAUGUGGCCCGUCAUUUAAUUGGCCCGCUACUUCAUUUUAUUUAGCCUGUCACGUCAUUUUACUUGGCUGCUCACGUCAUUUUACUUGGCCCGUCAUAUAAUUUUAUCUGGCCCGCUACGUCAUUUUAUUUGGCCCGUCACUUCAUUUUACUUGGCCCGUCGUGUCAUUUUACGUGGCCUGUCAUUUAAUUGGCCCGCUACUUCAUUUUAUUUGGCCUGUCACGUCAUUUUACUUGGCUGCUCACGUCAUUUUACUUGGCCCGCCAUAUCAUUUUACUUGGCUGGUCACGUCAUUUUUCGUGGUCCGCCACGUGAUUUAAUGUGGCCCGUCACGUCAUUUUAAGUGACCUGCCUUGUAUAUAAUGUGGUCUGCCACAUUAUUUAAUAUGGUCCGUCACGUCAUUUUAUUUGGCCCGUCACGUCAUUUUACGUGGCACGCUACGUCAUUUUAUGUGGCCUGCCUUUUAUAUAAUGUGGUCCGUCACAUCAUUUUAUUUGGCCCGUCACAUUUUACUUGGCCUGUCGCGUCAUUUUACAUGGCCCGUCACGUAUAUAUUGUGGUCCACCACAUUAUUUAAUAUGGUCUGCCACAUCAUUCAAUGUGGCCCGUCACCUCAUUUUAACUGGCCCGUCUCCUCAUUUUAUUUGGCCCGUCAUUUUAUGUGGCCCGUCACGUCAUUUUACUUGGCCCGUCGCGUCAUUUUACGUGGCACGUCAUUUAAUUGGCCCGCUACUUCAUUUUAUUUGGCCUGUCACGUCAUUUUACUUGGCCCGUCAUAUCAUUUUACUUGGCUGGUCACGUCAUUUUUCGUGGUCCGCCACGUGAUUUAACGUGGCUCGUCACUUCAUUUUACUUGGCCCGUCUCGUCAUUUUACGUGGCCCGUCAUUUAAUUGGCCCACUACUUCAUUUUAUGUGGCCCGUCACAUCGUUUUACUUGGCAGCUCACGUCAUUUUACUUGGCUGGUCACGUCAUUUUUUGUGGUCCGCCACGUGAUUUAAUGUGGUGUCACGUCAUUUUACUUGGCCCGUCACAUCAUUUUAUUUGGCUGCUCACGUCAUUUUACGUGUCUUGCCAUAGUGUAUAUAAUGCGGUCCGCCACAUUAUUUAACAUGGUCUGUCACGUCAUUCAUUGUGGCCCGUCACAUCAUUUUAUGUGGUCUUUAACGUAUUUUAACGUGUCCCGCCACAUCAAUUAGUGUGACUUGCUAUUUCAUUUAAAGUGGCCCGCCACAUCAAUUUGUCGUCUGCCACAUCAAUUAAAUUGGCCCUCUGAGGGCUGCCAUAAUUGCAGCGUGGCCCUCAAAAUAAAAGGAGUUGACAGCCGUGUUGAAGACUGAGUCACACAAACAUUUGAUGGUUGUUUAAGCGUCACGUUGUUGUUUACCUACCUGCCUAAGAAGGAAGGACCAAGGAGAUGAUCCACUUCUUGGAAACCACCACUGUCCAAAAGGCGGACAUUUUUAUUUCUGUUUGACACUAAUCAGCUUUGUCUGCUCUUCUUACACAAUCCCAUCCAUUUUGGGGCCCCGUGGUGUGUAAAGAAGCGCACACGGUGUCAGUGAACGAAUGUCUUCCCAGCCCCUUCCUGCUCCAUCAUUGAUCAGAAUAUAACGGCACCCCACUUCCAUCCUGUGGCGUGGCGUUCAAAUCCUGCUGUGAGUUGAGUUAGGAAGGAUAGAAAAUGUAUGUUAAUGAUACUAAAAAUUUUACUUUGCACUAAAAAAAAUAAAAAUUUUAAUUUAUUUUAGUACCAAAUUUGCAUCUAAUUCCGGGGUGUCCAAACUUUUUCCACUGAGGGCUGCACACUGAAAACUUAAUGCACACGGCGGCCAAUUUGAUAUUUUCUUUUUUCAAAACCAAUAAAAUAUAUUGAUUUUCUUCUUUUACGUUUAGGGCUCCUCUCAAGUUUGGUACCAGGGACCUGUUUUAAAAAAAUGUAUUUCAACGCUUAAAUCUCUAGAUCAACUUCAGAUCUGUCGAUACGAAGUUAGGAUUUUUUAUGGCCUUUUUUUUUAACUAAAGAAAACUCUGUUUUUAUGGCAAAAACACAAAAUAUGCAAUACUUCGCCUCAAAAAAUGGCAUCGUGGAAUAUUUGAUAAGUAAUUGGAGACUUAAAUAGAUCGAUAAUUCAUAACAUUGAUUUUAAAUCUUUUUAUUUUUUUAGCAAAAAAAAACAAGUCCAACCAAAAUUAUUGGGGAUCCACUCAGAAGUGUUCAAAAU
Molecule: messenger RNA, 4612 nt
Organism: Entelurus aequoreus (snake pipefish)
Lineage: Eukaryota; Metazoa; Chordata; Actinopteri; Syngnathiformes; Syngnathidae
Exons: 5
Coding region: 37-1176 (379 amino acids)
Biological process (GO): negative regulation of MAPK cascade; protein dephosphorylation
Cellular component (GO): cytoplasm
Molecular function (GO): protein tyrosine/threonine phosphatase activity; MAP kinase tyrosine/serine/threonine phosphatase activity
Source: RefSeq, a predicted model, not a curated record